Exophiala bonariae is the source of this 1587-nucleotide messenger RNA. RefSeq lists its product as uncharacterized. Bases 1 to 1587 code for a protein of 528 amino acids. NCBI's taxonomy places the organism in Eukaryota, Fungi, Ascomycota, Eurotiomycetes, Chaetothyriales, Herpotrichiellaceae. The transcript has 3 exons. The record is from RefSeq and is a predicted model, not a curated record.
AUGGUUGACACCAAGAAUGCAACCCCUCGACCGUCCACUUUCCUAAUAUGGACGCCGGCGGGUAAAGGGGAUAAGAAAGAUCAGGUCUUUCGCCGGCACCGGCAUGCAGCCAUUGUGCAUCAUCAAAGGCGCAAGAAGCGAGACGGUGCAUCAGAACCUCGUAUCUCUUCGACGAUCCUCCUCAGCAAGCCAGUACUGAACCCUCCUGAGCCCAAUAAUACGCCCCCAGACAGCGAAAACAGUGAAUCAACAGGUUCGGAAAAUGACUUUCCAAUAGUAGAGCCGGCUUCUGGUCGUCUCGAUCCGUUUGAUGUUCUUUGCAUUCGGGGUUUCCCCAGCGAAGCCUUGGCUCUGUUCCAAUCAGCAAUCAAGAAUCAAUGGCCUGCAUUUGCAUCGUCGAGUCACCCACGAAUCAUCGAGAGAUGGAAGUCAACCACUACGCACCUCGCAAUGGAAACGCCCUACUUGCUCGAAGCCAUCACAUAUGCAGCUUGUUGCUACCAACUGUUCUUUGGCUCAGGGAAUAGCUCUACCGAAUUUCUCCGUCUGAAUUCUCAUCAGCAAGCGGUUGUAUACCUCCGAGAAGGUCUUGCAAGCAAUGGGGGAAGUGUUACGGAUGCAAUGCUUUUGUCAAUGGCCAUUCUCGGAGUGCAUACUUCGGCUUACCCACCACAGCAACGCCCGCAGAUGGGCGAUGUUGGUCACCGGGAUAAUGAUUUCUAUUCGAGUCAGACCUGGGAGCAAACUCACAUUAAUGCAGUCUUGCGCCUUACAACACAAAAAGGUGGAUUGCAGAGCAUUUCGAUCCCGGAAUUGCGAGAGAUGAUUCUCGUGAUUGAUACUCAAGACUCCUUGAACACACUGAGGAAGCCAAAUUUCCCUCUGGAGAAGACAACCAUUAGUAUGAUCCAGACUCUCCGCGCCAACUGGAGCUCGGAAAAAAAGAAACAAUUUGCAUCUCGCAAGAACGGCUUCAAGUGCUUACUUGAAGUCAAAGAUGCGGAAGAAUUGUUCAAACUGACUACCAGGAUCUGCAGCCUACUCGAAAGCUUUGAUAUGAUGAUGAAAAUGGGCCCACAAAGUGGAAUGGAUUUCCUCUUCGUCAUCGCUACCAGACGUUUUCUACAGCAUGAUGCGUUGUCACUGCCGGUAAAUAGUGAUUCUCUCCACAAGCUAUGUCGCCUUGCCGUUAUCACAUAUAUGGCUGAGUGUAUCGAGCCAUCAUCUUCUCAGUGGCCGAUGCACGAAGCCACCUCAAAGGCACUUAUGCUAGCUCUGGACGAAUGUGACAAGAUAGGCAUUGGGGAAACCCAACCAGAUCUGCUCCUUUGGGCAACGGUCGUCGGAGGGUUCGCAUCACGGGAGACAUACUUGCGUAACUGGUACCUCGAACAGCUCUGCAGUUACUCCUUGACAAAAUCCGGAGGGACAUGGUCCGCUGUACAGGAGUUAUCUGAGAGAUAUCUGCCUCUGAGAUACCGCCAAGGGCAAGGCUGUGCUUUGAUCUGGGAAGCCGCUCAUGCAUGGUUAUCGAAAGAUCGCUAUGCCCAACCAAUACGGAUACCCAAUGCGCCCCUGAUGCUGUGA